Messenger RNA from Sphenostylis stenocarpa, 252 nucleotides. NCBI's taxonomy places the organism in Eukaryota, Viridiplantae, Streptophyta, Magnoliopsida, Fabales, Fabaceae. The record is from the annotation of a GenBank genome assembly.
AUGAUGAGGCAGAAAGACUUGGUUGCAGCCUUUGAGCUGCACAUUCAUGCAAGGGGACCAUGCCUCAGUUUGUGGCAGAUGGGUAAACAUGUAGAAACAGAGUUGUAUAGGGAGCCCACCUAUGAGCACCACAUGUAUUGGAAAAGUACCCCACCUUUGAAACAAUGGCAGAGGCAUGUAACUAGAGACCCCAUCAAAAUAUGCAGGUCUUCUAUAAAUCCAAUUGCCCCACUUUUGCCCAAAAUAGAAUAG